Molecule: messenger RNA, 4827 nt
Organism: Myripristis murdjan (pinecone soldierfish)
Lineage: Eukaryota; Metazoa; Chordata; Actinopteri; Holocentriformes; Holocentridae
Product: protocadherin Fat 4-like
Exons: 2
Coding region: 1-4827 (1608 amino acids)
Biological process (GO): homophilic cell-cell adhesion
Cellular component (GO): plasma membrane
Molecular function (GO): calcium ion binding
Source: RefSeq, a predicted model, not a curated record
AUGGGAGACGGAAGACAAAGGCGAAAAUUGGAGUACUGGUGGGCUACACUGCAUUUUUUUCUGAUGCUGUGCCUCGAAAAGCAGGCUUCAGCUCAGAUUAGAUACUCUGUUCCUGAGGAAGUGAAUGUUGGAUCCGCUGUGGGCAAUCCUGCGAAAGACCUGGGUCUUGACAUCAGAACUUUGACUGAGAGACGAUUUCGCAUUGUUUCUGGCUCAAAAGAUGAUCUAUUUACGGUAAAUCAGAAUAAUGGAUCCUUGUUAGUUCAAAACAAUAUCGACAGAGAGGCGAUCUGUGACGGAGAUGAUGCUUGUUUGAUUAAUCUUAAACUAGUUGUUGAAAAUCCUUUAGAGAUUCACUAUGUUAGUGUAGAAAUCAUUGAUGUAAAUGAUCACGCUCCAGUUUUCUCAGAAAAGGAGCAGAAUUUAGAAAUAGCUGAACAUACAAUGGUUGGGCAGCGAUUUCGAAUACUGGCUGCACGAGAUCCAGAUUUUGGGAGAAAUUCUGUCCGAUUUUAUAAAUUAAAUCAGAGUAAUCACUUUGAAAUUGAGAUGACAGAUGACGAAUAUAGGAUACCUUUCUUGGUUUUGAGAAAACCGCUAGACAGGGAGUUUAAGUCCAAACAUACAUUAGUUGUCACGGCUAGUGAUGGAGGUAAUCCACAAAAAUCGGGCACUUUAAACAUCACCAUCAACGUGCUCGAUUCCAAUGACAACCGCCCUGUAUGUCGUCAAGACAUGUCCUCAGUAAAACUGCAAGAAAAUACCCCUGUUGGUACAGUCAUCUUUCGACUGAACGCAACUGACUUGGAUGAAGGUUCAAACAGUGAAUUAGAAUAUUAUUUUUACAAAACUCUAAAGAGUAAAGUAUACGAUAUAUUUGAUUUAGAUAAACAUAGUGGUGAAAUCCGAGUUAAAGGUGAAGUUGAUUUUGAGGAAACAGAUGUACACAGAUUGGAUGUGCAGGUGUCUGAUAAGGGACAGCCUCCUUUGACUGAAGACUGCAGAGUAAUAGUUCAAAUAGUAGACAUCAACGAUAAUCAUCCAGAAAUAGAGGUGACAUCCCUUUCUAGUGUGGUUGCUGAGAACUCAAAGCCAGGAACAGUGAUCUCACUCAUCAGUGUUAGUGAUAAAGAUUCAGGUAUGAAUGGAAAAGUGAUAUGUAGUCUGUCAGAAAAUGCCCCAUUUGAACUAAAACCAUCGUUUCAGGAUAACAUGUACUCCUUGGUGACAAAGCAGCGUUUAGAUCGAGAAAUUUUAUCUCAUUAUGAUAUCACAAUUAAAGCUACAGACUGUGGUCAGCCUUCGCUGUUUUCUGAAAAAACUCUGAACAUUCAGGUAUCAGAUGUCAAUGAUAACGUUCCCGAAUUUUCACAAAAUCCCCUUAUCCUUUACUUAGAGGAAAACAAUAUACCUGGUGCUUCCGUAUUCUGUGUAAGUGCUUCUGAUAAUGACUUAAAUGAAAAUGCAGCUAUUUUCUACCACAUCAAAAGGGGCGAUGAAGCACAAAAUAAAAUGACAAGCUUCCUUAAUAUCAAUUCUGAAAAUGGCAUCAUCUCCGCACUGAAAAGUUUUGACUUUGAGACACUGAAAACCUUCCAGUUCCAAGUUGUUGCCACAGACUCUGGAACUCCAUCACUGAGCAGCAACGUCACAGUGAACGUGUUCAUUUUGGAUCAGAACGACAACGCUCCAGUCAUCUUGUAUCCAGUCAGCGCGAACGGUUCUGCUGAAGGUGUGGAGGAGAUUCCCCGCAAUGUGAACGCAGGCCAUCUGGUGACUAAAGUGAGAGCCUAUGAUCCAGAUAUAGGAUACAACGGCUGGUUGUUGUUUUCACUGCAGGAAGUGAGAGACCACAGUCUGUUUGGUUUGGACCGCUAUACAGGACAGAUAAGAACACUUCGCUCAUUCACAGAGACAGACGAGGCUGAGCAUAAACUGGUCAUACUGGUGAAAGACAAUGGAAACGUUUCCCUGUCAGCAACAGCUACUGUGUUUGUCAAGGCUGUGGAGCCCAAAGAGGCUUUUGCAGCUGCUGAUGUCAAAAGUUCACCCAAAAAUGAGGAGGAGAACAAUGUGACAUUUUAUUUGAUAAUAACUUUGGGCGCAGUUUCAUCACUUUUUCUCAUCAGCAUCAUUGUGUUGAUUGUAAUGCAGUGUUCUAAACCUGCGGACUACUCAUCCAAAUAUUUACAAGAAACUAACUAUGACGGGACACUUUGCCACAGCAUCCAGUACAGAUCUGGAGACAAACGGUACAUGUUAGUUGGACCCAGAAUGAGUAUAGGAUCUACUGUAGUUCCGGGCAGCAAUGCGAAUACUCUGGUGGUCUCUGACAGGAGACGGACGUCUGUAGAGGUAAGCGCGUUUAAACUUUUAAUUUACAGUGGCAUAAGGACCGAAAGACAAAGAGGCAGAAUGGUGUCCUGCUCGCGUGUUCUGCUUUUCUUGCUGCUGCCGUGCAUCGGUGUGCUGGUUUCAUCUCAGAUAAGAUACUCCGUUCCAGAAGAGGUUAAAGUGGGAUCUAUAAUCGGAAAUGUUGCCAAGGAUUUGGGACUUGAUGUUAGCUCCUUGGUAAAUAGGCGUUUUCGUAUUGUGUCUGGUUCAAAGAACACGCUAUUUGAGGUAAACCCAAGCAAUGGAGCUUUGUAUGUUCAUAAGAAUCUCGACCGAGAAGAACUGUGCGAUAACAGUGGCGCUUGUUUAGUAGAUCUGAAAAUAGUUGUUGAAAAUCCAUUAGAAAUCCAUUACGUCAGUGUGGAAAUAAUGGACACUAAUGAUCAUGCACCAAGUUUUUCCGAAAGUGAAAAGUUAAUAGAAAUAGCUGAAACAACUUCACCAGGAGCACAAUUUCAGUUACCAGGUGCCCGUGAUCCAGAUGUAGGGAUCAAUUCCAUCCAGCGAUAUAAACUUAGUCAAAACGAUCAUUUUCAACUGGAAAUCAGAGAUAGGGGAGAGGACAAAAUACCUUUCUUAGUGUUACAGAGGCACUUAGACAGAGAACAGAAAAUAAACCAUAGCUUAAUUCUUACAGCAAUAGAUGGAGGAAACCCUCAAAAAUCAGCCAAUCUAAAUCUUACAAUAAGAGUUCUUGAUAUCAAUGAUAAUAGACCCAUAUUUUCUAAAGAGGUUUACUCAGUGAUGUUACAGGAAAACGUUGCUGUUGACACUAUUGUAAUAAAGGUACAAGCAACGGAUUUUGACGAGGGAAUUAAUGGCGUUGUCCAGUAUGCCUUCGGAGGUGACGUUAAUUCUAAGGUAUUAGAGCUAUUUUCCUUGGACAGAGAUGUUGGAGAAAUUCGAGUUAAUGGGCAAAUUGACUACGAGACAGCUGAAGUUUUUAAGUUAGAUGUCCAAGCCUCCGACAAAGGUCAGCCACCGAUGUCAUCAGACUGUAGAGUUAUAAUAAAGAUUCAAGAUGUAAAUGAUAAUAAACCUGAGAUAGAGGUGACAUCAAUCUCCAACAUGGUCCCCGAAAAUUCAAAACAUGGGACGGUGAUUUCUCUCAUUAGCGUUACUGAUGCUGAUUCUGGCCUGAAUGGAAAAGUUAUUUGCACUCUAACAGAAAAUGUGCCAUUUGAAUUAAAACCAUCUUUUAAAGAAAAUAUGUAUUCAUUGGUGACAAAAGAUAAACUGGACAGAGAAACCGUGUCGCAUUAUGACGUCACAGUAACGGCUACUGAUUGUGGUCAGCCUCCUCUUUCCACAGUCCAAACUCUGAGUAUUCAGGUUUCAGAUGUGAACGAUAACAACCCAGAGUUCCCACAUAAUCCUCUCGAAUUAUAUUUAAUGGAAAAUAAUGUCCCCGGGGCAUCCAUAUUAUCUGUCAGCGCAUUUGAUAAAGACAUGAAUGAAAAUGCUGCAGUAUCCUAUCACAUGAUAAGAGGAGGAGGUGGUCAGCAUGACAUGUCUUCUUUCCUCAGUAUCAAUUCUGAUAAUGGCCAGAUUUCCGCGCUGAAAAGUUUUGACUUUGAGACUCUGAAAACCUUCCAGUUCCAAGUUGUCGCCACAGACUCCGGAACUCCAUCACUGAGCAGCAACGUCACAGUGAACGUGUUCAUUCUGGAUCAGAACGACAACGCUCCAGUCAUCUUGUAUCCAGUCAGCGCAAACGGUUCUGCUGAAGGUGUGGAGGAGAUUCCCCGCAAUGUGAAUGCAGGCCACCUGGUGACUAAAGUGAGAGCCUAUGAUCCAGAUAUAGGAUACAACGGCUGGUUGUUAUUGUCACUGAAAGAAGUGAGAGACCACAGUCUGUUUGGUUUGGACCGCUAUACAGGACAGAUAAGAACACUUCGCUCAUUCACAGAGACAGACGAGGCUGAGCAUAAACUGGUCAUACUGGUGAAAGACAAUGGGAACGUUUCCCUGUCAGCAACAGCUACUGUGAUUGUCAAGGCUGUGGAGCCCAAAGAGGCCUUUGCUGCUUCAGAUGAUAAAAGUGCAGCAAAAGUUGAAGAAGAGAGUAAUGUGACAUUUUAUUUAAUAAUAACUUUGGGUGCAGUUUCAUCACUUUUUCUCAUCAGCAUCAUCGUUCUGAUGGUAAUACAGUGCUCCAAACCCACCGACUAUGCCUCUAAGUAUCUACAAGACACAAAUUAUGACGGGACACUGUGCCACAGCAUCCAGUACAGAUCUGGAGACAAACGAUACAUGCUAGUUGGACCCAGAAUGAGUAUAGGUUCUACCAUAGUCCCGGGCAGCAAUGCGAAUACUCUCGUUGUUUCUGACAGGAGACAGGCAUCUGGCGAGGUAAGCAUUAUUCUAAAGUUCCCUUCAUGCUGUAUCAUGUACAGACAAGAAACCAAGGUUCUACCACGUCUUUUGGCUUGA